Molecule: messenger RNA, 703 nt
Organism: Phanerochaete carnosa HHB-10118-sp
Lineage: Eukaryota; Fungi; Basidiomycota; Agaricomycetes; Polyporales; Phanerochaetaceae
Exons: 1
Coding region: 42-509 (155 amino acids)
Source: RefSeq, a predicted model, not a curated record
GCGCGACCCUUGUCCAGAACGUCUACCUCGCCCAUUCCAUCAUGUUCUUACCCACAGUAGAGAACAUCGAGGCUUAUCUUCAGUACGUCGAGGAGGUCGUCGUAAGUGCCGUCUCCCAGACUGCGCCCGACAUGCAGAGCGUGAGGCAGGUCAUGCAACGGCUCCAGGAGGAUCUCGCACGCUUCUGGCCAUCGUCCCUCCCGCAGCUGCCAGAGAUCAAGCUGGGAAACCUAGGACCGUUUGAGGUGCCGCCGCCGCCACCACCUCCUCCGCCGCCGAGAGGAUACUUCGAGAGAUCAGCGGACUGGGUCGCCGCACAUCCGUGGAAGACUGCUGGAAUCGGCAUCGGCAUCGUGGGAGCAGGGUUACUCGUCGGCUAUGGCGGCAUCUACUAUGCUGGAUCGUCAAGGGUGAGGCGACCAAGGACGAACGAUGCCGCCCAAGACGGUGAAAGAAGACAGGUUGUAGGUGAGUAUCGGGUAAUCAUGUCUUUCGUGAACCCUGUCUGAAGCUUCAUCGUGCUACAGCUGUAUUGGGCGGUGAUACGCCACUGGGGCUUGCUCUUGUGCUGGAUCUUGAGAAGAGCGGCUACAUCGUUAUUACUAGCGUGUCUACUCCUGAAGCCGUCGAAGAGAUAGAGCAACAAUCUCAUGGAUAUGUUCGCGCUAUCGUCCUUGACCCUAGCGAGGUACGCUCCGCUUUU